GUUCGUACUCGUUCAAUUCAUCGUUCAUCGGUCUUUUACUUUUUUUGUUGAUAAUAUUAAUAAUGGCGCGCUUUCCAGUUUCACUUGUCGAAACCAGCUCGCAGGGCAUUGUGGUCUUUGUGUCAGAGAACAACUUUUCAGUUGCCGACAGCGCGGGCAAAAUAAUUGCCUCGACAUCCGAGUCCCAAGCCAACAGCAACAAUGUGACCAAGAUUUCCGGUCCCAGCGACGUCAACAGCAACCCAAGCGAUACGACGAUUCGCGCAGCCAGUUUUAGCCGCGACGGCCGGCUCUUUGCAAUCUGCACGGCAGACAAGGGUAUCAUGAUCUACGACACCAAGACAUGGGCGGUGCAGCGCCAGCUCAAGACGGAGAAGCGCACUAAUGCGAUUUGCUUUGAUCCACAGGGCGCCUUCCUUGUGACAGCUGAUAAAUUUGGCGACUCCUAUCGCAUCCCCACGGUGUCCGAGGGUCCUACGGAGAUGCUCCUGGGCCAUGUCUCCAUCCUGUGCUCCCUCGGCUUCUCGUACGGAUCCCCUACGUAUGUACUUUCGUGCGAUCGCGACGAAAAGCUGCGCGUGAGCAAGUACCCGAAUGCAUACAAUAUCGAGGCAUUCGGUCUGGGUCACCGCGAGUUUGUCACCAGUGUGGCGACCGCUGAGUUUGCGCCUACUGUGGCUGUAACCGGAUCCGGCGACGGCACUGUCAGACUGUGGCGUAUUUCCACAGGUGAGCUCCUGCAGACCAUUGAGCUUGCAGAGUACCUGCAUGUGUAUUACGAAAAUGGCAAGGCUUUGUGCGGUGAGAACACAUUCCAUGAUCGGUCGGCUGCCACCGAGCGCUACGGUGUGUUGAGGGUCAGAGCGGUCGAGGCUUUGGGUGCCUUUGUGGUGGCUGUGGAGAGGAUCCCGGCGCUGCUUGUGUUGCCCAUGGCGGAGAACAGUGGAUUUGGCAGACCGAUGGUCGUGGAUUUGGAGGCGGUCCCGACGGAUGUGGCUGCGCUCGGUGACCGUGUGAUUGUGUCGUUUGUUACUCGUACGGACCAGGGCGCCCUGGUGACGGCUAUCAAGAGGGACGGCGAGGCGUUUGGCGUGGAUGGGGAGCUGGCUCGGGCGCUGGCAGAGAACAUUGUGACUCGUGAGGCUGAGAGCGUGCCUGAGGUGCAGUCGAUCUUUGUGUGGGGCAACAAGAUGUUCUUGGAGCGUCCCCAAGAAGAGAACGAGGACGAGGAUGCCGAGUAAACAGUGCUGAAUGUCACCAAGCACGCACAAGUUGAAAUAAUGGUAAAUGGAAAUUUUUAAUAGAAUAUGAAAGAAAUAUAGAAAAAAGA
Molecule: messenger RNA, 1330 nt
Organism: Kickxella alabastrina
Lineage: Eukaryota; Fungi; Kickxellomycota; Kickxellomycetes; Kickxellales; Kickxellaceae
Product: WD40-repeat-containing domain protein
Exons: 1
Coding region: 63-1241 (392 amino acids)
Biological process (GO): RNA (guanine-N7)-methylation
Cellular component (GO): nucleus; cytosol; tRNA methyltransferase complex
Molecular function (GO): tRNA (guanine(46)-N7)-methyltransferase activity; protein binding
Source: RefSeq, a predicted model, not a curated record